Molecule: messenger RNA, 805 nt
Organism: Diatraea saccharalis (sugarcane borer)
Lineage: Eukaryota; Metazoa; Arthropoda; Insecta; Lepidoptera; Crambidae
Source: the annotation of a GenBank genome assembly
AUGUAUUUAACAGAAGAGAAAUGUGCCACCAUUAAUUCAUAUUAUACUAAGCACUUGGCAGUAGGUAAGGCUACGGUAAUUGUGGUUAACGAUGCCAUAUUUGUUUCAGGGGAUUACUCUUUGGACAUUAGAGACGUGACUCUGGAUGACGAUGCCAAGUAUCAGUGCCAAGUCAGCUCUGGACCUAGAGGUGAGCCGGCAAUUAGGUCACGAUACGCCCGGCUCACGGUCCUCGUGCCACCGGAACCGCCGAAAAUCCUCGAGGGCAAUUUCUACUCUACAACCGAAGACAGAAUGAUCAAAUUGGAGUGUGUCUCCGUUGGCGGGAAACCACCGGCUGAGGUAAAGAAUUUGAGGAUUGUCGAUGAUUACUAUUUUCUUGUUUUCUUUUUUUUUAGCUUUACACUUUUACGGCUUCUGUGUCAACUAUUUCGGUUAUUACACGUUGAUGAUCAACACCAAAUUUCGAUUUUAAUUAUAUGUAAAAGAAAAUUAAGUGGUCCGAAUCCAAAUUGAUACCUAAGAUACCAAUUUGGAUUAAUAAGUAUAUAUACUAAUUUGAUCAUAUAGUCACAGAAACUAGCCUUUUGCCUCCAUAAAUAUAUUUAUAAUUGAUGACUGAUUUCUACAGCUUGCAUGCGAUGAGAAACAGCUAUGUUUUUUUUUUAAUAAUAAAUUAGCUUUACUCUCUAUUGGUAGUCAAGAGUUUUGAAUAGCUAUUAUUAUUCAAUUUUUUUCCAGGAUAUUUCUUUAGUAAAAUAAUUUUACUUGCAAAAAUUAAUUAGUAGAAUUUAACAAAAACUUG